CGCCAACAUGGAGUUCCUCGCCGAAGAGAACGAGUGUGGGCAGACGCUCCUUCGGCUCGUGAGCCGCGGCAGCGCCAUCAUCGCCGAGCUCUUCCGCCUCAGCAACAACAUCCCAGGUAUCUUUCUCGGGUCGGCCUUCGUCGAGGACCCGGAGCAGCGCAAGUACCUCGACAUCCUCUUCGACUUUGCGUACCUCAAGAACCCGGAGGAGUUUGAAAACGUCGUCAACAGCAACACGGAGCUGCUCGACGUCGACGAUGAGUUUAUGGACAACCACGAAGACAUCCUCGACCGCUUCUACCAGCUCUUUGACAGCAUCUACAAGUACAUCAAGGACUACCUCGACUUUUGCGAGAACCUCGAGAAGGGCUUCUUCAUCCAGCACGACCUCGCCAACAACCUCCUCGACACGGACGGCGCGCAGCUCAUGUGCGAGUCGCUCUAUCUCUACGGCUGCAUGCUCCUCCUCCUCGACCAAAAAAUUCCGGGCCCCGCACGCGAGCGCAUGGUCAUUGCGUUCUUCCGCAACAAGGGCGAGUCGGCGCUCGAGAACAUUGACGAAGUGUGCAAGCUCUGCCGCGUCACGGGGUACCUCCCGGGCAUGGCCAAGCCGCCGCAGUACCCGGAGCGCUUCUUCAAGCGGUUUGCGCCGCCGGAAGAGGUCGUGAGCAUGGUCAUCGGGAAGCUCCAGACCGACGACGUGUAUCUGCAAGAGCCCGCGUUCCCGCACCGCGACCACCGCAGCACGCGUCUCGCAGCCCAGGCCAGCGCGCUCUACGUCGUGCUCUACUUUGCGCCCGACAUUCUCAUCCACGAGAGAGCCAGCAUGCGCGAAAUCGUCGACCGGCACUUCAACGACAACUUCAUCCUGGCGACCUACAUGGGCACAGUCGUCGACCUCUCGCUGGAGUGGGCGCCGUACCCGGCGGCGCGCGUUGCGCUCGCCAAUACGCUCGAGAUGAGCAACAUUACGCAGAUCGUCAAGACAAAGGCCAAGCAAAGCGUCAAGUCGAUCGACCAGCUCUCGCACUACCUCACGGAAGGCGUGUUGAACGACCAGUUUGUGCUCGAGAACCUCGACCCGCUGUUGCACUGCAUUCGCAGCGCGAACGUAGUGAUCCGCUGGACGAUCCUCCACAGCCGCAUGCAAGAAGUGAUUCCGAUGAUGAACAACAGCCGCGACCAGCGCACCGUCUUUGACAAGGCAACAGACCCGGACCGCCUGAUCACGCUGCUGUUGCAAGCGUCGCAGCUCGAGUGGAAGCUCAAGCAGAUUUUCCAGUCGCUGCUCGCGUCCAAAGAAGAGCGCUGGCAGCACUGCAUGAAGGAGACGAGCGACCGCUUGGAAGAGCUCAGCGAUUACUUUACGGGCGAGAAGCCGCUCACACGUGUUGAGCGCAACGAAGACCUCAUGGGUUGGUUCAAGGACACAGCCGAGAAGGUCAAAAGCCUCGACUACGUCGACCACGUCAAGGCCGGUCGACGCAUCAAGCGGCUCAUUGAAGCCCUUCUGUCGGUCGAGCAGUUUGACCAAAUCGACACGUCGCUCCAAGUCAAGGCCUUCUUGGCCGAGUCGCGCCAGUACCUCACGGAAAUGGUGCGGACCGUCCGUGUCCGCCAGGAGGCCAUGGGCAUCAUCGAGACGGUCUCGGAUCUGAGCUACGGCUGGGAGAUCAUCAACGACUUUAUGCCGAUUUUGCAUACGCGCGUCAAGCGCGAUCCAAGCUGUGUCAUCUUGCUGCGUGCGCUCUUUUUGAAGCUGGCGUCCAUCUUGGACAUUCCGCUCACGCGAAUUCACCAGUGCAACUCGACCGACGUCAUCUCGGUCGCCGAGUACUACUCGGGCGAGCUCGUCGACUACGUCCGGCGCGUCAUGGAGAUCAUUCCGCAGAGCGUCUUUCGCAUUUUGGCGGGCAUUGUCAAGCUCCAGACGGACCACAUGAAGACGAUCCCGGUCAAGAUCGAAGCGCUAUUGCUCAAGAACCACGCGCAGCUCAACGAGCGGUACCGCCUCGCGCGCGCGACCAACGAAGUGUCCAAGUACACGGAAGGUAUCUUGGCCAUGAAGAAGACGCUGCUCGGUAUCCUCGAAGUCGAUCCGCGCCAAGUGCUCGAAGAAGGCUUGCGCAAGGAGCUCGUCUACCGCGUCUCGCGCGCGUACCAUGACAUUCUGCAGUUUCCAGCGGCGCUCAACGCUUCGGAAGGCACGGCGAUCUUCCAGUCGCUUGCGAGCACGUUGCAGGCGUACCGCCUCUCGUUCGAGUACAUUCAAGAUUAUGUCGGGAUCUAUGGGCUACGCAUGUGGCACGAGGAGCUGAGCCGCGUCAUCAACUACAACGUCGAGGCCGAGUGCAACCGGUACCUCAAGAAGAAGAUUUACGACCGUGCAUCGCAGUACCAGUCGCGUGCGAUCCCGAUCCCGCGCUUCUCGCCGCCGCCCCAAGACACGAGCAUCAAUUUCAUGGGCCGGCUCCUCCACGCGCUCUUUGUCAUGACGGACCCGCACGACACGAUCUUCUCGUUCCAGUGCCUCAGCUGGUUCCACGAAGACGGGACUGAAGUCGCCGGCAUGAGCACGUUUGGCCUCUUGCACCAGAGCAUUGGACUUCUCGGGCUCGUUGGCAUUGACCGCAUGCUCAGCUUCCGCAUCGUGCACACGCUCAACAACUUGAUCAAGUUUUGGGGCUCGACGGUCACGCCGUACUUGCCGCUGCUCGACCAGCUCGCGACAGGCCUCGAGCCGUACUGGCGCAUGCCAGAGAACGCCACCAAGCUUUACGAAGCCGCGCUCAAGAAGGUCGAGAAGCUCCAGAGCAAGCUCCUCAAGGCGAUUUUGAUCAUUGGCCAAGCCGCGCUUCUUCGCAAGGCGAUUGCGGGCGAGCUCGCGUUUAGCUCGCGCCUCGACGCGCAUUUGCUCACGUGCUCGGUCGACACGCUCGACAAAAGUCUCCUUGGGGACAUUCGCCAGCACUACCGGUCGCCAACCACGACGCCGUACCCCAACCCCGCCGUGCUCGUCGAAGUCAACAAGUACCUCGAAAACAUGGGCGCCAACGACCCGUUCCAGAAGAUUUACAUCACGAUGGACGCGCCCCUCGACGGGCUCUCGAGCCUCUUCCUGCUCUUUGUGCUCGCGUAUAUGCCCAAGCUGCAGUACGACGCGGCGUUUGGGUCCCUCAAGCGCGUGGCGCAGAACCCGCUCGACGGGUCGCCGCUCGUGCUCGGCCUCGUCACGAUCUUCAAGCAACUCCACCCGUCGUUCACCGACCAGUUUGUCGCGUACGUCGGGCAGUACAUCCGGUCGCAAAUCAACGACAUUGCGCAGCGCCCGGGGGCGACCGGCGAGCUCCCCCCGGAUGUGCUCAACGUGCUCAUCUUCCUCGUGCAAUUUGCGCGCGCGUCGCACCUCAAGCCGAGCAUGCUCCACACGCACGUACCGGCCUACAUCUUUGACGCGAUGCAAAUGUGAGCGAAGCUUUGUGGACGCAGGUUGCAUGCCCCUUGACUAUGCGUAUACGCUGAAGACGAUUAUGAUUGUUCUUUUAUUUCACGUGUACAAUAUUG
Messenger RNA from Saprolegnia diclina VS20, 3564 nucleotides. RefSeq lists its product as hypothetical. The transcript has 15 exons. The record is from RefSeq and is a predicted model, not a curated record. Gene Ontology annotation, cellular component: endosome; WASH complex. NCBI's taxonomy places the organism in Eukaryota, Oomycota, Saprolegniomycetes, Saprolegniales, Saprolegniaceae. Gene Ontology annotation, biological process: endosome organization; regulation of actin nucleation; endosome fission. The coding region runs from base 8 to 3469 and encodes 1153 amino acids.